UCAACAAUAAUAUUAACUGUUGAAAUACGUGAUGAUCCAGUGGAAGUUUUAUCAACCAAUUCUAUUGUUGAAACCGGAUCAAUUUCAAAUAUUUGUUCAGCUAUUAUUAAUCGUUAUCAAUCAGGUGAAUUACAUCAAGCAUGGGCAGAAAAUCCUUCUACUGGCAAUACAACACCAAUAGAUUUAAGUAUUCAAGAACCAUUUAACCAAUCAUCCAUAUCAUUAAGUAUAAUUCAUCAAAUAGAACUUGCUAUCCUUCCAUCAUCUUGUCGUGAACAAAGUCCAUGUGGUAUACAACCAAAACUUAUUGCAUAUGAUAAAGAUGGAAAUGUAAUAGAAAAAUUAGGAUCAAAUGAUCAACCAUGGCAAAUUAUUGCUAGUGUUGUUGGUGAUUCAAAUAUAACAUUAAUUGGCGCAAUUGCAAAUUAUUCUAAUGGACAAACACAAUAUACAUCAUUUGGUUUAUCAGCUAUAGGUAAUUGUCAAGUACAAUUUGCUUUUAUUCAACCAAAUAAUGUAACAAGUUCAUUUAUGUCGAAUAUAAAUUUAACAGCUAAUUCAUCAUCAUUAACAAUUACAAAAGCUACAUUAGCAGCAAAACAAAUUGAUCAUAUAUAUGUUGUUUCAAUAAAUGAAACAUUUAAUAUAUCAGUUGUUAUUGUUGAUAGUCAAUCUCGUUUUCCAAUUGAAAAUAUUCAUUGGCGUAAUAUGACAUGGUCAGCAUAUAUUUCACUUUAUAAUUUACCAGAAUUUAAUAGUAAUGGAACAUUAAUUAAAACAAAUACAUCAUCGAUUAUUAUUGAUGUAGUAAAAAGUACUAUUAUUGCAACAAAUUUAAUAAUUGAUACUGUUGGAAUGUAUGUCAUUAAAGUUCAAUUAACAUCAUCAAAUAAUGAAUAUGUAUUUUCACUUAUAUCAAAUGGGAUUUUAGUUAAAAAAAAGUUCAAUGAUAGUAGUUUGCCAUCAUCGAAUAUAACAUUUAUUGGAGAUUAUGAUAAAUUUCAAACAAGUGAUUUAUUAGAAAUUAAAAGAGCAAUUAUCUAUAAUUAUUUAAUUCGUAUUAGAAUGCCAAUUACUAGUGAUAUUAUCUUAACAAAAGGUAGUGUUAUCGUAUUAUUUGAUGUUGAUUCCGACCCUGAAAGUUUAGCAUCAGCUGUAGACAGUAUUGCUUCGGAUCCAAAUGCUAUAUCUGAUUUAACAGCUAGUUCAAUAAAUAUUAAUGGUAAAACAUAUUCAACUUCAGCUUCUUCAUCCAGUUCAAGCGAUGAAAAUUCAUCAUCAAAUCGUACAGCAUUAAUUAUUACUGUUGUUGUGGGUCUGGUUGGUAGUGCAAUAAUUAUAUGUGGUGUGUAUUUUGGUAUUAAAGCAUAUGAAAAACACCAACAACGUCGUCGUCUUAUAGAUGAAUCUAGCGAUCAACAUGCAUUUGAUAAUGCUGGAAUGCAAUCGGAUGAAAAUAUUACAACAGAAAUGGAAACAAGAAAAAAUAAUUUUCAACUUACACAACGUAUACUAGAUGCAGUUAGAAUUUCGCCAAAGAAUACAAAUCAAGUUAAGCCAUUAAUUACAGACAUUGAAAACACAGAUCGACCACCGUCAAGUUCUGUUAGUGCCACUACGCUUGACUCUGUUAUUGAAAACAGUGACACUCAUACGAAUGCAUCGUUAUCAGCUGUUCAAUUGAAAAAAUGA
This is a messenger RNA of Rotaria sordida, 1692 nucleotides long. NCBI's taxonomy places the organism in Eukaryota, Metazoa, Rotifera, Eurotatoria, Philodinida, Philodinidae. The record is from the annotation of a GenBank genome assembly.